AUGACCGCAACCUGGCACACCCGCCCACCCUCGCAAUGGACCUUCUUCGAACGCUCCCUCAUCACCCUCGGCGUCGCCUCCCCCGACGAUCCCACCAAACCGCGACCGAAACCGCCCGUGUACCCGCACAGUGCGCCGGUCCCCGUCUACCCGAUCUACAAGAUGCACGCCCGAAUCAUUCCCUGGGCAUUCGCCCCCUUGCUCGUGCAUCACUUUUUCACCUACUACACCGGCAUCGUCGUUCCCGUUUCCGUGGCGACGGUGGCGUAUCUGGCGUACUUUGUCGUGUACGGCGUCUCGGUGUUCAGUUGGAACAAUCGCAUGACGGAGAAGUUCGGCACGUUCGACGGAGAGAAGGAGAGGGAUGGAGUUCCGGAUGUCGACACUACCAGUGUGGCGAUCGGGUUGUUCAUGGUGGUGAUUUCUCGAUCCGUCAUUGCAGUUCCCUAUCUCUACAACCCCGAAGAACCUUUGUUGGACUGGAAGACCAUCGCGAUGCUCCCCAUCAACACAUUCAUGUUCGCCGUAGCGGUCGACUUUUGGUUCUACUGGUACCACCGUCUCAUGCACGAAGUCCCCUUCCUCUGGCGUUUCCACCAGAAACAUCAUACCACCAAACAUCCCAUCGCCGCCCUCGGCGCUUUCGCAGACCACGAGCAGGAGUUUUUUGAUAUGGUGGGCAUUCCCAUCCUCGCCUGGCUCACCUGGCGCAUCAAUUUCGCCACUUGGUGGAUCAGCACCUGCUACAUCCUUUUCAUCGAAGCUAGCGGUCACUCCGGGUUGAGGGGUUACUUCCAGAACCCGACGACGUGGUAUCUCAGGUGGAUCGGCGCAGAGCUGUGUUUGGAGGAUCACGAUCUGCAUCAUAGACGCGGUUGGAAGAAGAGCGGUAACUAUGGCAAGCAGACCAGGUUGUGGGAUAUGAUCUUUGGGACCAUGAAGGAGAGGGUGGAGGGCACCAAGGACAAUAUUAAUUGGGAUGAUCCGAUGGAUGAACCUAGUCCUGUACCUACGCAGUAA
Pseudozyma hubeiensis SY62 is the source of this 1020-nucleotide messenger RNA. Its product is annotated as sterol desaturase. Gene Ontology annotation, molecular function: C-4 methylsterol oxidase activity; iron ion binding. The coding region runs from base 1 to 1020 and encodes 339 amino acids. The record is from RefSeq and is a predicted model, not a curated record. The transcript has a single exon. Lineage: Eukaryota; Fungi; Basidiomycota; Ustilaginomycetes; Ustilaginales; Ustilaginaceae. Gene Ontology annotation, biological process: ergosterol biosynthetic process.